AUGUCCUCGUUAAAUAAGAAAUUCACUUUACGUUGUCAUACUGUUCGGCUAUCACCUCCUUUUUUUUCCUUCGCUCAAUCUUUCUUUCUUUCUUUCUUUCUUUCUUUCUUUCUACCUUUCUUUCUUUCUUUCUUUCUUUCUUUCUUUCUUUCUUUAUCAAUCUCUCUAAGGUUGUUAAUAUCUAACACGGUCAAACCCCGUCAUAUCUAUCUAAUUACUAGUAAAAAUAAUUCACUUUAUUCUACCCCUUUUUACAUUAUACAACAUUUAUCUCACCCCUCUUUAUUUAUCUAUCUAUCUAUCUAUCUAUCUAUCUAUCUAUCUAUCUAUCUAUCUAUCUAUCUCUAUCUCUAUCUCUCUCUCUCUCUCUCUAUAUAUAUAUAUAUAUAUAUAUAUAUAUAUAUUCAUCCACAGACAGACUACUGUUCAUUAUCUAUCUAUCUAUCUAUCUAUCUAUCUAUCUAUCUAUAUAUCUCCUAG
This is a messenger RNA of Acanthosepion pharaonis, 480 nucleotides long. The record is from the annotation of a GenBank genome assembly. Lineage: Eukaryota; Metazoa; Mollusca; Cephalopoda; Sepiida; Sepiidae.